AUGGAUCCUGAUGAGGAAGAACCCUUCGGUGGAGCCCUUAACAUCGGCUCCGAGACCACCGAAGCGGAGAAGGAAUAUGAAAAAGUGUUGGAGCAGCUACGCGAGAUGGAAGGUAUGAAGCUGAUCUCCGACGUGUACACCAAAUUAUACGACUCUUAUUUCAAGGUCAAAGUCGAUAAGGCUGUCAUCGCGGAUGAGGUUGCUAACCUAAAGGCCAAAAUGAAACGUUUUGAUGACAAAGUGACGGGCUACCUGCGUGAAAUUGCUGAAGGCAAUGAGACAAUCGAGAUACUCCGCGCAGAAAUAGAGGAAGCGAAAGCUCUGGCGGAUGCCAUGCACGCGCGGGAGCUGGUCGGUGUCGAAAGCAUGGAGACCAUGAAGAAACUAGUUGUUAGACUGGAGAAGGAGCUGGACGCCAGGAAACGGGCAGGAGAUGAUGAUGCUGGGGCAACAUCAGCUGUUAAAGAGAAAGAGAAGUUUGAGAAAGAGAAGGCGCGUUUGCAGAGUGAGCUGGACAGCGCGAAGCAGCGCCUCACCAAUGCGCUGAGCUACCUUGAAGAGUUGGAUGCGAAGAACACCACAGCCGAGGAGACAAUUCUCAAACUAGAAGAACAACUUGAAGAAGCAGAUAACAACGCAGUACGGACGAAUCGUUUGGUGGAGCAUCUGAGGGGUGAGUCGGAUACGCUGAAGGCGGAGGUGGAUAACAGGGCCAUGAAAAUCAAGAGCCUCAACGAGAAAAUAGCAAAAAACGAGAAGUCUAUAGAGCGUCGUGACAAGCAGCUGGCCCAUUUGAACAAGAAACUGGACGCCGCUCGUGCUGAGCAAGAAGCGGCCAUCAACAAAGCCACUCAACUUAGAGAGAACUUGGAUAACUUACGGGCCGAGUUCGAGAAGACCAACACCACACUUUCAAACACCACUAGAGAACUUAGGAACACAAUAUCCGACAACAACAAGCAACGCAACGAAAUCGUCAAGCUGACGAAGCAAGCUGUUCAGCAGACCAAGCGAUACCAACUACUGGAAGGGAAUAAAGCUAAUAUUGAAAAUGAUCGCGAUCGCCUCCGACAGCAAGUAAGCGUGAUGGAGCGCGACCUGCAACUCGGCAAGAAACAAGCUGAGAAUGACAAGAGGGACAUUGAGAACCUCAACAGGGAGAAGGAUAUACUGAACAAGAAUUUACAAAAGAUUCAGAACGAAGCCCUGGAAAACCUCCACAUGCUGAACCUACAGGAGCAGCGGCGGAAGCAGCUGGAGCACGAGCUGGACGUGAGCGCCGCGCAGAUCAACAAGCAACGCCUUAUGAUACGUCAGUUUGAAAAAGAUAAAGACAGGGCGCUGGAAGAAGCCAUCGCUCUUAACGAAAAAAUUGAUGAAAUAUCAGAGGAGGUUCGCCUCCGAACGGCAGAUAUACUGGACUUGAAGAAGGCAAACAGAGAGGAGAUGAUCAAGUCGCGCAAGCUCUCCGUCGCGCUGGACGCCACCAGAGCCGAGAGGAACAUGCUGCACAAGAACUACACUGAAGCGCUGGACGAAAUACAAGACUUAAAGCAGAAAUUAAAGAUGCUAGCCUAUCAGAUCGAGCAGCUGAAAGAAGAUAUAAGCGGCAAGGAGGUCGGCCUGAAGACGUGUGAGGGAAUGCUGGCCAAGUGCAAUAAAAAGAAUGAACAAUUACGCGCUGAAGUGCAGGCUGGAUUGACUAAACUCUCUGAAGCUAGGGCCGACAUCACAGCGCUAAGGCAGGAAGAAGCUAGACUUAACAGAAUCGUACAGGAAGGUGACACAGCCCGCGCUAAACUGUCCAAGGAGUUAGAAGGUCUCAUGAAUGAACGUGAUGUGGUUGGAGCUCAACUGGUUAGAAGAAACGAUGAGAUUUCACUGCUCUAUGAAAAGAUCAGGAUAUUGGAGAUUACGCUCCAGAGAGGUGAGCGCCAAUACGAGCAGCGCGUUGAAGACAUUCGUCUUCUCCGAUUGGAGAUCAUACGUCUGCGCAAAGAGAAGAACCUACUCUCGAAAGGAAUUGAAAAUAUGACCGACUUGAGAUUGGAGGUGUUCAACUUGGAGCGCGAACUAGGGCGCGAGCGUCUGCGCGUGCGUGCCCUCGAGGAAGCUCUGGAGACUCCCCUCAACGUGCACCGCUGGCGCAAGCUGCAGGGCACCGACCCUGAGAGCGUGCGGCUCACGCAGAAGCUGCGUCUCACGCAAAAAAAAGUACUGGCGCAGAGCGAAAUGUUGGUUCUUAAAGAUCGAGAGUUGAAAGAAACCAGGAACUUGUACAGCGCUGUCAAAGACAUGCUUGCUUUGCAGCCUAGUCCAGAAAUACAGAUUACUUUAACAAGAACACAACGCGCGCUCACACAACGCACGACCAAGAUGAAAUGUUUGAUAGCUGAGCUAAGCAUGCGUGAAAAACAAGUAACAGAUCUAAGACUUGAACUCGACCGUGUUAAUGGUGACCUACAAUCGUUCAAACAGAAAUACUACGAAAUGAAGCGAGCCCUAGACGCGGACGAGGCGAGAAGGCUGAAGGUCGUGACCCCUUCGUCGCCAGAGUCACAAAAACAAUAA
Messenger RNA from Arctia plantaginis, 2571 nucleotides. The record is from the annotation of a GenBank genome assembly. Lineage: Eukaryota; Metazoa; Arthropoda; Insecta; Lepidoptera; Erebidae.